Molecule: messenger RNA, 903 nt
Organism: Cladocopium goreaui
Lineage: Eukaryota; Dinophyceae; Suessiales; Symbiodiniaceae
Source: the annotation of a GenBank genome assembly
AUGCGUUUUCGCCGGAUCCUUCGAGCUUUUGCAUCCGCUGCCUGGAGAGGAAACUCUUCACGAGACUUUCGGCAGAAGGACCGAAGAUGGUUGGUUGCAGCGCUUCCAUUUUCGUUGGGCAGUGCAGGGCUGCUGCUGCACUCUUGUGGUGACGUAGUCAUGUGUGACAAAAGGCCAAAGAAAGUUGCCUUGGUGACAGGGAGUUCGUCCGGUAUCGGCAAGGCGAUUGCCGAGAGAUUGUCCGGCGAGGGCUAUCAGGUGGUGGUCAACAGCCACGCCUCUGUGCAAGAAGGAAAGGCAGUGGCGGCAUCGCUGCCGGAUGGGUUGUACAUCCAGGGAGACUGCAGUACCCGAGAAGGCUGCGAAGGAUUGGUCAAGGAGGUCGCUGAGCGGUGCGGACAGCUGGAUAUCUUGGUAUGCAAUGCUGGCGUCGGGAAAGUGAUUCCACAUGACAAACUCGAACUGAUUGAUGAUGAGUACUUGCACAAAAUCUUCGCAUUGAACUGCUUCGGACCCCUGUGGCUGAGUCGUGCAGCAAUGCCUUUCCUGAAGAAAGCUGACGAUGGAGGGAUCAUCAUGAUUGGAUCAGCUGCUGGUGGUAGACCCAUGGGCAGCAGCAUCCCAUAUAGCAUGACGAGAGCAGCCAUGAAUCAUUUGACCAAGUUGCUGGCAAAGAGCCAGGGACCGGUGCGAGUGAAUUGUGUGGCUCCAGGUUUGAUUGAAACCCGGAUCACACACGGCGGAGAAUGGGACGGGCCGCAUGCUGCAGUGAAAGCGCAUUCGCCUUUGAAGCGAGUAGGGCAACCUGUUGACCUGACUGAAGCCGUGGUAUGCUGCAUAAGGUCGAGGUACAUGACCGGCCAGACCAUUUAUGUGGACGGUGGAGCUUCACUCGUUUUCUAA